Pocillopora verrucosa is the source of this 689-nucleotide messenger RNA. NCBI's taxonomy places the organism in Eukaryota, Metazoa, Cnidaria, Anthozoa, Scleractinia, Pocilloporidae. The record is from RefSeq and is a predicted model, not a curated record.
GUUUACCAGUUGUUAUUGUGGGUCUAAUAGCAGCCAUCAGACCUGUGACAUAUGAUAUGAGCAAGACAUACUACAAGGACGUCAUGUGUGGAUCACUGAAACUUUCAGCGGAGAUUAUACGUGACAGGUGCUGGCUUAAUGACGGUGAAUGGCUGCAUAAAGGACCAAUCUUGGCAAUUCUCGUGUUCAAUCUGGUGAUAUUUGUAAUUCUGCUGAGAGUUAUCUUCACCAAGAUAUCGGACAAAUAUCAGACUGAUAAUGUAGAGAAGACCAGAAAAGGAUUGAGGAGCAUCGCAGCUCUACUGCCCCUGUUGGGUGUCACGUGGCUGCUGGGGUUCUUUAUCCACUGGAGUGAAGUCCUUGCGUAUUUGUUCAUCAUACUCAACUCGACCCAGGGUUUGGUGUUUUGUAUCUUCCAUGGCUUCUUGGAUGACCAGGUGAGAGAGAGUUUGCUCAGAUUCAUUAGAAGGACACGAUUAGGAAUUUUGACCCAAAUUUGCAGAUCUAUUGUAUCAACAACUACUCAGUUGUCACCUGCAGGUUCGAUAAAUGACCAAGCGAACAUGGGUCAACGCCCAGGGAUUGCUGAAAUGAAGCAUUUAGAUACUAAACUUUAAUGGUGUCUCUUGAUGGAAAAAAAAAAGCUCCUUCUAGCUUUGUAACAGCUAAUUCAGUUUUUUAACCUAUUU